Molecule: messenger RNA, 579 nt
Organism: Pectinophora gossypiella (pink bollworm)
Lineage: Eukaryota; Metazoa; Arthropoda; Insecta; Lepidoptera; Gelechiidae
Product: huntingtin-interacting protein K
Exons: 3
Coding region: 178-540 (120 amino acids)
Biological process (GO): negative regulation of apoptotic process; protein stabilization
Source: RefSeq, a predicted model, not a curated record
AAAAGAAUAGAUUAAAAAAGGAAUUGUCACUGUCACGUCGAUCGUCGAUUACUUGGUUCAAAAUUUAUUUCGAUUUGUUUUAGUUUUUGUAUUCUACAGACAGCCAAUUUCCAAAAAGCUAGUUUCUGUGUACUAUUGUGUUCCAUACGCCAUACUUUCAUCUGUAAUUAAACAAAAAUGGCAGACGAGGAAAUUAAUGGUGAUACAGAUGACAUUCAGCACGAUAAGGACAAGACUCAAAAAAAGACUGCAAAGCAUGAUAGUGGAGUAGCUGAUCUCGAGAAGGUUACAGAUUACGCAGAAGAGAAGGAAAUAUCCUCUCAAGACAUAUCUGGCGCUCUAUCACUUAUUGGCGACAGAAGAAAUAAGGAAGCAGCGGAACGUCUAGAGAAGGAAAAGGAAUUGCAGAAAGUUUCAGUGAAGAAGGAUGAUAUAGAGUUAAUUGUGAAAGAAAUGGAAAUCUCUAGAACAUUAGCAGAGAGAACGCUGCGGGAACACAGGGGAGAUGUUGUGGCGGCACUAAUUACUCUAACAAACUGAGAACAAGAUACCAAUUUGAAUACAUUUUAGUAACACCAA